Messenger RNA from Dibothriocephalus latus, 414 nucleotides. The record is from the annotation of a GenBank genome assembly. Lineage: Eukaryota; Metazoa; Platyhelminthes; Cestoda; Diphyllobothriidea; Diphyllobothriidae.
AUGACCGGACCAACUUCCCAGCAGUGUCCGACUGCCUACAACUACUUCCAGGAUUCAGUGACCACGUUCGUACAUUCAAAGCGUCCUUCGGCAAAUGGCUUGGCUGAUGACCUUCGUCAGCCGUGGGUGUCCAGUCUGCCGCGUUUUCCCUCUCAGCACCCAAUGUCACAGGAACAGGUGCAGCAUAGCCAGCAGGACAAGGAGGGUGACAGUACCGAUGGUUUUAAUGUCAAUGGGGUUGAAUUAAAGCACGUCACGUCGAUGCAAGUGAAUUCCAAAAACAAAACCCGCAGUCUUCCAAGAGACACCCUAGCCCCUGGUAGCAAUAAACCACUCCUAGAUCAUGCUGCCGAACUUCAAGGCAGGAGACUGCGUGGGGAGAUUGACAAUAUUUUCUUCCAGAACAUGGUCUAG